GCGGGGAGAAUUUACCGAUCUUCUUGGCAGCUAGUUUUACUAUCUACUCGUGUUAAUAGCAAUUCUUUCUCUUACCCCGAGUCUCUGCAAAUGCAAUGGAAAUAAAUAUUUUGUGCUCUUGUGCCGCGGGGUCUAGGGUUUUGAUUCUCCGCGAGGAUGCGCUGCGUGCACUGUGGAUCGCCCGUGAUCGGCACCUUUGUGCAGUACUCGCCGGGCAAUCUACGCCUCCGGAAAUGCCCAAAAUGUGGAUGCGUCGCUGAUGAAUAUGUGGAGUGCGAGCCGAUUAUUGUUUUCGUUGAUAUUGUCUUGCACAAGCCAGAGGCUUACCGGCAUUUGUUCUUCAACAGCAACGCUCUAAGUUCGAAAGUCGUAGUGAUGGCAGUUCUUCUACUUGUUGUUUUGGAAGCAUGUCUCUACGACUAUUUUAGCACUGAGAGGGCCGCUGCCAUCUCGUAUCGAUCGACUAAGAUGUUGGCCAAAGCAGCAGUGACUUUCAGUAGCUAUAUCACAGGCAUCUGGAUCAUGCACAGACUCUUCACAAAGAAACGUUCCAGCUCGACGAGUUUAAUGGACAUCCUUACCGCAAUCACUUCUUCAAGCUACUUCAAGCUUUUCAUUUUUGCGAUGAUGAUAUGGGACUUCUCCCCGCAUAUCGCGUUGGUGAUUGAGGUGUUGGUACUGAUCUCCAAUGGAGUCGCUCUGCAAGUUGUUUUGAACACUAGCGCGAACAUAAGUAUGGUCUUAGUAGCAGCAUCUGCAGCCCCGACAUUUUUCUGGAAGUUGUUCUUAUACUACAGUCUGUGGGCAAACCCUCAACCUCAACUUUGACCAAUCGGGUUUUCAUCACUGCUCUGGCUAUGGCGGCUGUGGCUCCCGGAAUCAUAGUACCCCUUUCGAGCGGUGGGCAAUCCAAGCUUCAAUAUCAGAGUGAAUUCUCCUCUGCUGCUCCUUGUGGUGCUGCUGGUGCUUGUUCUCGGAAGCAAAGUGUGUUGCUGACACGCUCAGUUCCAAGAUUGCUAGUAAAGGCCAAUGCAGCAGCUCUAUGUGCAUCCAGCUUGGUGAAGGAAGACUCUGAGGUGGUUCCGGAGCACUCGGUAUCUGUGAUCUUACUUGCUGGUGGCGUAGGGAAGCGGAUGGGGGCUGAUAUGCCAAAACAAUAUUUGCGUCUUCUAGGACAGCCUAUUGCGCUAUACAGUUUUUAUACAUUUGCUAACAUGCCUGAAGUUAAGGAGGUCGUGGUGGUUUGUGACCCAUCAUACAAGCAUCUGUUUGAAGAAGCUAGCAAAAACAUCAAGAUAGUCGUAAAAUUUGCUCUACCUGGCAGGGAGAGACAAGAUUCUGUUUUCAGCGGACUCCAGGCUAUCAGUGAUGACUCGAAGCUAGCUUGUAUCCAUGAUUCUGCGCGACCUCUUGUCCUGGGCCAUGACAUACAGAGGGUUUUGAGAGAUGCCUGGGUGCAUGGAGCUGCUGUUCUUGGAGUACGUGUUAAAGCCACUAUCAAAGAGGCAGGAAGCGAUCAUUUCGUCAAAAAGACAUUGAACAGACAGAACUUGUGGGAAAUGCAAACCCCUCAGGCUAUAGAACCAUCACUACUUCGGCAGGGAUUCGGACUUGUUGAGAGGGAUGGAUUGGAGGUCACAGAUGAUGUUUCCAUUGUGGAGUUUUUGAAGCGUCCAGUGUUCAUCACAGAGGGCUCUUACUCCAACUUGAAAGUAACUACACCAGACGACAUGCUGGUCGCAGAGAGGAUCCUCCAAUCCGCCAACUAAGAUGGAUCAAUCAGUCCAUUCAGAUUUUAGUUUUCUUCUCGCAUCAUCGUCACUGGCGUUUGAAUCUUCGUGUCCAGCUCGAGCUCCUCGGUUUGUUGCUCCUGUUCUUGCUCUUGCUCGUCCUUCUGCUGCUCCUGCUCGAUCUUGUCUUGAAUUUGCGGACGUUUGCGUCUAAACUCGCUCCUGAGGUCCGGUCCUAUGAUCUCGAUUCUACUGAGAAUUGUGUUCUUGGCAGUCUCUUCGUCCAUUCCACCCUCGACCAGCUUAAUAAAUUCUUCUCCCUGGAAGAAAGAAA
Selaginella moellendorffii is the source of this 2064-nucleotide messenger RNA. Its product is annotated as 2-C-methyl-D-erythritol 4-phosphate cytidylyltransferase, chloroplastic. Bases 858 to 1769 code for a protein of 303 amino acids. Gene Ontology annotation, molecular function: 2-C-methyl-D-erythritol 4-phosphate cytidylyltransferase activity. NCBI's taxonomy places the organism in Eukaryota, Viridiplantae, Streptophyta, Lycopodiopsida, Selaginellales, Selaginellaceae. Gene Ontology annotation, biological process: isoprenoid biosynthetic process. The record is from RefSeq and is a predicted model, not a curated record. The transcript is spliced from 18 exons.